CCAUUUCUCUGCACUCACCCCAUUCUCUCUCUCUCUCUCUCUCCCUCUCUCUCUCUCUCUCUCUGUCACUACGCGAUCUCUUAUGAUAAUCUGAAUUCACACACAAACACGCACUUGAAUUAUUACAGCGUAGGUUUUAAGCGUUUGGGCGUUAGGGAUUUGUUAAAAUCGAACGCCCAAAUUUUCUGAUAGAUUCUGCUGGAUAAGUGAGCUGUUGUUUUGCUCGUGGGAUGGGAGAAGCUGAGGAGUUGAAGUUAAGUUGUUUUGAUGAGUGUAUCUGCUGUUGAGAGCACGGCCUAUUGUUUUGAAAAUCUUCAGUUUCAGAAAAUAUGCCUUCAUGGUGGGGGAGGUCAUCAUCGAAAGAAGCCAAAAAGAAAACAACCAAAGAAAGUUUUAUUGACACACUACACAAGAAGUUUAAGAGUCCAGAAAGCAAAUCUUCCAGUAGACCAGGAGGUUCUAGAAGGCGUUCAAGUGACACAGUUUCAGAGAGAGGGUCUCAGUCACGAGCUGAGUCAAGGUCUCCAUCACCUUCCAAACAUGUAGCGCGAUGUCAAAGUUUUGCGGAAAGGCCCCAAGCCCAGCCACUUCCCCUGCCAGGCCUCCGCCCUGCCAAUGUCAGUCGUACUGAUUCUGGAAUAAGUGAAUCCGCAAAACCAAAACUAGAGAAGGUCUCCAAACCAUCAUUGUUUCUGCCUCUUCCGAGACCUGCAUGUAUCCGCCAAAGGCUGGAACCUGCUGACUUGGAUGGUGAAGUGGCUGUUGCUUCAAUCUCUAGUGAAUGUUCCAUUGAGAGCGAUGAUCCAGCUGAUUCACGUCAGCGUAGUCCUCUGGCCAACGACUAUGAUAUUGGCUGUAGGACUGCAGCAGGCAGUCCCUCGAGCAUUUCUUUUAAGGAACAGUCUCCUGUUGCUCCAGUAAUAUCAAGGGAGUCACCUGUUCCAGUGACCCUCUCCUCCAAUAAAAAUGUCUCCUCUUCGCCUCCUAGAAGACGUCCUUUGAAAGGUCUCGUGCCACAUUUACAGGUUCCACAUCAUGGUGCCUUCUGCAGUGCUCCGGAUAGCUCAAUGUCUAGUCCCUCUAGAAGUCCAAUGAGAGCAUGUGGUUAUGACCAAGUAACAAGUACCGCUUUUACUGCUGGGAAGCUUUAUCCAGACUUUCCCUUUCUUGGAUCUGGUCAAUGCUCCAGUCCAGGCUCAGGUCAGACUUCUGGCCACAAUUCAAUGGGAGGAGAUUUGUCUGGGCAACUGUUUUUGCAACCUAGUCGAGGUAGCCCGGAAUAUUCUCCAAAUCCUAGUCCUAGAAUGACAAGUCCAGGCCCUGGUUCAAGAAUUCAUAGUGGCGCUGUAACGCCACUUCAUCCUAGAGCUGGAGGUGGCCAUUCUGAAUCACAGAGUAAUUGGCCUGAUGACGCAAAACAACAAAGUCAUCGUCUGCCGCUUCCUCCGAUAACAAUUUCCAAUUCCUCACCCUUCUCUCAUCAGAAUUCAGCUGUGACAUCACCUUCACUGCCACGUAGUCCUGGAAGAGCAGAGAACCUUACAAGCCCAGGUUCACGUUGGAAAAAGGGGAAGUUGCUUGGUCGAGGCACAUUUGGACAUGUCUAUGUUGGUUUUAAUAGUGAAACUGGCGAAAUGUGUGCCAUGAAGGAGGUUACAUUAUUUGCUGAUGAUGCAAAGUCGAAGGAAAGCGCAAAGCAGUUGGGACAAGAGAUUGCGCUGUUGAGUCGCUUAAGGCAUCCUAAUAUUGUGCAGUACUAUGGAUCUGAAACGGUGGGUGAUAAAUUAUAUAUUUAUUUGGAAUAUGUAUCUGGUGGUUCCAUCCACAAGAUUCUACAAGAAUAUGGAAAACUAGGAGAAUCUGCUAUUCGCAGUUACACUCAACAAAUUUUAUCAGGGCUUGCAUAUUUACAUGCUAAAAAUACUGUGCACAGGGAUAUUAAAGGGGCCAAUAUACUUGUGGAUCCAAAUGGCCGCGUUAAGUUGGCAGACUUUGGGAUGGCAAAGCAUAUUACAGGGCAAUCUUGUCCAUUAUCUUUUAAGGGUAGUCCUUACUGGAUGGCACCUGAGGUUAUAAGGAAUUCAAAUGGUUGCAGUCUAGCUGUGGAUAUUUGGAGUCUUGGAUGCACUGUAUUAGAAAUGGCUACAUCAAAACCACCUUGGAGCCAGUAUGAAGGGGUUGCAGCUAUGUUCAAGAUUGGAAACAGUAAAGAACUUCCAACAAUUCCAGAUCACCUCUCAGAUGAAGGGAAAGAAUUUGUGAGGCUAUGCUUGCAGCGAAAUCCCCUGCAUCGUCCCACAGCUGCUCAGCUUUUGGAGCAUCCUUUUGUGAAAAAUGCUGCACCUUUGGAGAAACAAAUACCGAAUUCUUCACCCUCUUCAGAUCAUCCUGCAGUGACAAAUGCUGUCAAAUCCAUGGGCAUUGGUAAUGCAAGAAUUCUUCAGCAGCCGGAUACAGAGAGACUUGCGAUCCACUCUUCUAGAGUAUCAAAAUCAAAUUUUCAUUCCAGUGACAUUUACAUUCCAAGGAACAUAUCAUGUCCCGUCUCUCCAGUUGGGAGUCCUCUUCUGUAUCCAAGGUCACCACAGCACCUAAGUGGGAGAAUGUCUCCUUCACCUAUAUCCAGCCCCCGCACAACCUCUGGCUCAUCCACACCUCUAACUGGUGGUAUUGGGGCCAUCCCAUUUCAUAAUCAACCUAUGUUGUCACAAGACGGUUAUGGGAAUUUGCAAAUGCGUUCACCCAGUCCUUGUGUCAACAGCCCAUCUUACUGGGAUCCUGACAUCCUCCGAGGGGUGCAGUCUGGAUCUCAUGCUUUCCGGGAACUGACAUCCUAUGAUAAUGAUGCUCUUGGAAAGCAGUUUGUACGGGCUGCCAAUGGAGAACUAUAUGAUGGACAGUCAGUCUUGGCUGAUCGCGUGUCUCAGCAACUCCUCAGGGAUCCUGUGAAGCUGAAUCCAUCACUUGAUCUGUCUCCUUCAUCUCCACUGACAUGCAACCGCAUGACUGGAGUAUGACUUUGUUCUUUAUCAAAGAGAUCAUAAGGUGAAGCUGGUCAAUCCGUCACUGUUUUUCCACACUGUGCAACAUCGCCCGUCGUUUUAUUUGGGGAUGCUAAUAUGAACAGCAGAGAUCAAGAAGCUAAAACACCAUUGAAUAUGAUGACAUUGUUGACAUUGCUCGGCCAACAGCCUCCACUGGUCAAGAGCAUGCAUCGUUAAGCUGAGCUUCCUAACAUCAGAGUUCACUUUGCAAGAGCCACUGGACACAUCGGCCAGUAGAAAGUUAAAUGGUCUAGAUUAUUUGAACUGUGACUGACUUAAAGUCCGAUUAUAGCUUUGGAUUGUAUAGUCAUCGUUAAAUCUUUGCUCUGCAAAAAUGUAUAUUCACAUUAUUGCAUAGAAGGGAAGAAAGUGUAACCCUGGACAAUAAUAGCUGUAGAACUAUUUCUCUUACAGUAUGCAACUGCUGUACAGAAAUGGAGAAAAUGAAUCGAGAUUUAAUUUAUGUUGAGAAAUUGUAA
Messenger RNA from Sesamum indicum (sesame), 3523 nucleotides. RefSeq names its product mitogen-activated protein kinase kinase kinase YODA. Lineage: Eukaryota; Viridiplantae; Streptophyta; Magnoliopsida; Lamiales; Pedaliaceae. Gene Ontology annotation, biological process: protein phosphorylation; MAPK cascade. Gene Ontology annotation, molecular function: ATP binding; MAP kinase kinase kinase activity. Gene Ontology annotation, cellular component: cytoplasm. The record is from RefSeq and is a predicted model, not a curated record.